This is a messenger RNA of Microthlaspi erraticum, 315 nucleotides long. The record is from the annotation of a GenBank genome assembly. NCBI's taxonomy places the organism in Eukaryota, Viridiplantae, Streptophyta, Magnoliopsida, Brassicales, Brassicaceae.
AUGCAUGAAGCUUCCAGGAAUGUCCCUACGAUGGCGUCGCUGACGUUUGACAAGGAAAAAGGAAGGACCUUCCUUCUCUGCAACAUUGGAUCGGGGCAAGCUGCUAGUUUUUGGUUUGACAAUUGGACGGGUCAUGGGGCCCUGUUGGAUUUAGUUGGGGCAAAUGGUCCUCGUGUAACUGGUAUUACUCGCCUAGCCUCUGUGUCUGAUGCUGUUAGGGAUGGUGUUUGGACUCUCCCAAGGGGGCGUCAUCCAAUAGCCCGACUUCUCCGGACACUUCUCCCAAGCUCGCUAAACUUAGCACGGAUGGUGUAG